Molecule: messenger RNA, 1785 nt
Organism: Cryptotermes secundus
Lineage: Eukaryota; Metazoa; Arthropoda; Insecta; Blattodea; Kalotermitidae
Product: arylsulfatase B
Exons: 9
Coding region: 137-1771 (544 amino acids)
Source: RefSeq, a predicted model, not a curated record
GGCAUGGAUGAAUGCUGAAGCAACUUGUUCGUUUGCAACGCGAAGUCUUAAGCUAAAGGUAAAGUUAAGCGUGUGGAGGUACAGGUCCAGACAUUCGCAACCUCAGCACUAGGUGGAGGUACAAUAAUAUUGAAGGAUGUUCGUCUUAUCUUGCUACAUCGGGUGCCUGCUGACUGCAAUACGGGCUCAACAACCACCACACAUAAUUUUUAUAGUUGCUGAUGAUCUGGGUUGGAAUGACGUCAGUUUCCACGGAUCGGAUCAGAUUCCGACGCCAAACAUCGACGCCCUAGCUUACAAUGGCGUAAUUCUAAACAACUACUAUUCACAACCAACAUGCACACCAUCGAGAACGGCGUUAAUGACAGGUCGCUACCCUUUCCAUUCAGGUAUGCAAGGAAGGCCCAUUUUGAACUCAGAACCCAGAGGGUUGCCUCUUCAAGAGAAAAUUCUGCCGCAGUACCUGAAAGAGUUAGGUUAUGUCACGAGGGCCUUUGGUAAAUGGCACCUAGGAUUCUACAAGAGGGAGUUCACACCAACAUACCGCGGGUUUGACUCUCAUCUUGGCUACUGGGGAGGAUAUACAAGUUACUAUGAUCACAUUCUGGAAGACAUGUAUCCAGAUGGAAGAAGCUUGAGUGGCCACGACUUACGGCACAAUAUGGAAACGGUUUGGCAGCUGGACGGAGAGUACGCAACUGAUAUGUUCACGAGUGUCACUGUGAACACAAUCAGACACCACAACACGAGCAACCCACUGUUCCUGUAUGUGGCCCACCUGGCAGUGCACGCAGGCAAUGCGGGAAAGCCGUUAGAAGCUCCACAGGAGACCGUGAACAAUUUCGCGUACAUUCCUGAUCCCAACAGAAGAACUUACGCCGCCAUGGUGUCAAAGCUGGAUGACUCUGUUGGACAGAUAGUGGGUGCCCUGAUGGAAAAAGGCAUGCUCGGGAAUUCAAUAAUCGUCUUUGUCUCUGACAAUGGUGCUCCAAGCGUUGGGGACUAUCAGAACUGGGGCUCAAAUUAUCCACUCAGAGGGAACAAGGGGUCACUGUGGGAAGGAGGUGUGCGGUGCAUUGGUCUGGUCUGGAGCCCAUUAAUAAACAACUCUCAUCGAGUAUCCAAUGAGCCAAUGCAUGUGACAGACUGGCUGCCUACAUUGCUCAGUGCUGCAGGCAGAAACCUCUCUGAACUUGCCAAUAAACUUGAUGGUGCUGACCAAUGGAGCAGCAUUAGUACUAACCACACAUCUCAACGCAAACAUCUGAUAAUUGAAAUAGAUGAGGUGAUGAAAACAGCAGCCAUUAGGGACAGAGAAUGGAAACUGGUAAUUGGAUCAUUUGGCACCAAUGGCUCAAUUGAUGGUUACUAUGGAGAAAAAGGACAUGAAGCGAGAAAUCCGGCGUACAACAUUUUGGCAAUUACAAAUAGCACAGUUGCUACAUCAAUCGCACGAUAUGGACAUACAGCUACUGACACUGAAAUAAAUGAACUUCGGAAUUCGGCAACAGUGAAAUGCCUUUUUGAUGGCCAAUAUCCAGUUACAGACUGCAACCCUUCUCAAACAAGGCAACCAUGCUUGUUUAACAUUGUUUCAGAUCCGUGCGAAAUGCAUAAUUUAGCAAGUACGAAAGAAGCAACUCUCAGACAGUUGUACCACAUGCUGGUAGAUGAGAAAGAGAGUUUAGUUCCUCAACUUACUAAACCACGCGAUUUUGAUGGGGCAAACCCUGCAAAAUUCAACUACACAUGGAGUUCAUGGCAAGACUGAACUUGUGAAAAACU